Molecule: messenger RNA, 2143 nt
Organism: Ruditapes philippinarum (Manila clam)
Lineage: Eukaryota; Metazoa; Mollusca; Bivalvia; Venerida; Veneridae
Product: IQ domain-containing protein E-like
Source: RefSeq, a predicted model, not a curated record
UAUCCCACUAGCAAUGGUUGCUUUGUUUACAUCUGUGUUGCUUCCACAGUUGCAUGAAAACGACAUACUUUGAAAAUAUCCUUGUUGCAUCAGUUACAGAGCCACAAACUAUAGCAUAAUUUGUUUAAAUUUCAAUAUAUUUAGUGAUACCGGCAUUACACAAACGUGUAAUAUUUCUAUAAAACCCGGUUUGUUUUUGUCAAGUUUGGACUUGAGAAAAGGGCACCUGUUGAUAAUUUUUAUCAAAGUAACAUUGUAAUGUAUAUCCCUGAAUGCUUGUCAACUUGAUUUAGUGUUUGGAACUGAAAGGAAUGCCAGGAAAAUAUAAGAGCAAGUAUGGAGAUGAUUAUGAGUCUGAUGAUCUUGAGACAACAGAUACGCUAGAAUCAACUGUUUCUGCUUCCUAAAGAACAAGUGAUUGGAAAGACUGUCAAGAUUUUGAUAAAUUGGAAGAAACAGAGUCCCUUCAUCUCCAGUUAAAAAGAAUUCAAGACCAGUAUCAGGAAGUGCCAAAAAAAGAACUCCAAGAAGACCAGUCACCCCUGGUAAAAAGAAGAAGCGCCCACAGAGUGCCCCAGCAGCCCGCACAGGUCAUGACCUGUGGAUGAAUGCAGUUAAACAGAGACUUACAGUUGGAUUAGCUUCAAACAGACACCCUACAAGCCCUCGUCACAAAACAGUCAGUGAAUAUUGGAUUGAUACUCUUAGGAAGACUGGAACAGGUUUCACGACAGAAAGCACCGGAAUGAACACAUUUAGUGGUAAGCGACCAAGAGAUAAAGACAUGCCGUACCUGAGUACACCGGCAUACCUGAGACAGAUGGCCGGAACAGAGAGACAACAUAAGGCAAAUGAUCCCAUGAGUAAAGCAUCACCAGGGACACCGGCCUACAAAUCUCAGGAGGAAUAUUAUGAACAGAUUCUUGAGUACAAGAAACAAGUUGGGGCAUUAAAUCAAGAUGCCAAUAACAUGAAGGCUAAAAUACGUAGACUAGAAGAAGAUAAUCUGAAGAAAGAAAAGGAGAUAGAUUCUUUACUGAACCCACAAAAGAGCGAAGAGCUGCGAAGGACAUUAGCCGACAAAAGACCGGAUUCCGGUUCAGUUAUACACAGUCUAAAACAGAAAAUCCUGAAACUUGAAACACAGAUGAGGGACAAGGAAACAGCGUACAUAAAACUGCAAAGUGAUUUAAAGACCACAAAGGUUGACGAGAUGAAACAACAAAUGGAGGUGUUUUAUAAUGAGAUAAUACGGUUACAACACUCGAAAGAUACAGGGAUGAAUAAAACUGACAGGCCCACAGGUCGUGAAGGGAGUGUUAAGGUCAAGGCAUUAAAUGAAACUAUUUUAAGACUGAAUAAAACUAAUGAACAUUUACAAUCGGAGAACCGAAGUUUGAAGGACGAUCUCAAAAACGCUCUCGAGAACACAGGAGGUAGACCCCAAAAUAGUAAAACAAACAGCCCGAGGAAGAAUUAUACGAUACCAGGACUAAAAAAAGAUUAUGAGGAUAUGGGCAGGAAGGAACUGUUGCAGUGUGUCACUCAAUUAGAAAAGAGAUUAGAGAAAUCAGAGAGACAUAUGGAUGGUUCUUCUAUUAUAUCAUAUGAAAGCAAGGCAAACCAUGUUCAAGGUAAAAUUGCAUUGGAUGGAAGUCUCGAAGACAGAUUAGACCAGCUUGACAAACGUGAGUCAGAGUUACUGGAACUGUUAGAGAAGAAAAAUGACAAAAUUAAACAGCUUACUGCAGAAAAAAAUAGAUGGAAGAAACGUUGUGAGGAAAUGGAGAAAAUGGUAGGUUCAGGAACGGCAGACUAUGAUUAUAGAAUGGACGAAAGAACAGAAAAAGGGUCCAGAUCAAGUAGACCGCCAAGUGCUCGAACAACCAGUACACGAGGUCAGAGGCCAACUAGUGCACGUUCUGAUGACCGACCACCUACUGCAAGAGAUCGGACACCCAGAGGGCGCCCUGACCGUCCAGACAGUGGAAGAUCAGAAAAACGCCCUGUGAGUGCUAAGAGAAGACCGUCACUGGAGAGUAGCGUGUCCGUUGCAAGACGACAGAAGAUUCGAGACUUCCAGGAAAAUCGUUCAGCUAAAACGAUACAGAGACACUGGAAGUCACAUAGGCAAGAUCAACAG